CAUUAAGCUGUCCUAUAUAAACACUAUGCGCUCUAGUCUGGUAAUGUAGAAGGGUUAGAUAAUAUAACCGAAGAUGUGGCUGUCGAAGACGCUAGUGGUGAUCGCAGUGAUGUGCUCGAUGAGCGUUGUGGUACAUUCAUCACAAGCAGUGAUGAAAGACAUGACGAAGAACUUUAUAAAAGCCUAUGAAGUGUGUGCAAAGGAGUACAAUCUGCCUGAGGCCGCAGGAGCAGAGGUGAUGAACUUUUGGAAGGAAGGCUACGUGUUGACGAGUCGCGAGGCAGGAUGCGCCAUCCUCUGCCUUUCAUCCAAGCUGAACCUGCUGGACCCUGAGGGGACUCUGCACCGUGGAAAUACUGUCGAGUUCGCCAAGCAACAUGGCUCUGACGACGCUAUGGCUCACCAACUGGUUGACAUUGUCCAUGCUUGCGAGAAGUCCGUCCCGCCCAAUGAAGACAACUGCCUGAUGGCGUUGGGCAUCUCCAUGUGCUUCAAGACCGAGAUCCACAAGCUGAACUGGGCGCCCGACCACGAGCUGUUGCUAGAGGAGAUGAUGGCCGAAAUGAAGCAAUGAUUUUAUUUAGACGAUGACAUUUUUAAAUGAAAAUUAAACUGAACAUUUACGUUAUAUUGGACUUAGGACUCUGAGAAUUUUGUAACUCUUUUUAGUUUGGGUUAGCUUCUUCCUUUAGACAUUAUAUUGAAUAUAUUUUUUCCUCUUUCAUACUAGGUGAAGGUAAAUGAUUUGUUUUUGAUGCCUCAUGCAUGUAAAAUGUAAAAAGAAAGUUCUAAAUAGAUAAU
Ostrinia furnacalis (Asian corn borer) is the source of this 801-nucleotide messenger RNA. RefSeq names its product pheromone-binding protein. Lineage: Eukaryota; Metazoa; Arthropoda; Insecta; Lepidoptera; Crambidae. The record is from RefSeq and is a predicted model, not a curated record. Gene Ontology annotation, molecular function: odorant binding. The coding region runs from base 74 to 574 and encodes 166 amino acids. The transcript has 3 exons.